Malaclemys terrapin pileata is the source of this 2556-nucleotide messenger RNA. RefSeq names its product butyrophilin subfamily 1 member A1-like. The transcript is spliced from 9 exons. The coding region runs from base 119 to 1522 and encodes 467 amino acids. Gene Ontology annotation, molecular function: protein binding. The record is from RefSeq and is a predicted model, not a curated record. NCBI's taxonomy places the organism in Eukaryota, Metazoa, Chordata, Testudines, Emydidae.
AGUUACAUUUGUAACCAGAGGGGAACCCGCCCCAGGGACUGCAGUGGGGUUACUCCUGAUCUAUGCGAGUCCAUUGGCUCCUGUCCAGCCCUGAGGCCAGGAAGAGCCGCCCUGCCAGAUGCUGGGAUCCCGUCACCCACACUCCAGCGCUGCCCUGCUCUCAGCCGUCCUCCUCCUGCACGUUCAGACUGCAGUGGCUGUGAGUUUCCAGGUGCUGGUUCCCACCAGCCCCCUCUCCGCCCCGCUGGGGGGCACUGUGCUGCUGCCCUGCCACCUCUCCCCCGCGCUCAGUGCCCAGGCCAUGCAGGUGAAAUGGAGCCAGCCCCAGCUAGGCCAGGACGUCCAUGUGUACCUGCCGGACGGGAGCGAGGUGCAGGGUGAGAGGUACCGGGGCAGGACGGAGCUUCUGCGGGAUGGGAUCCAGAGCGGCAGCCUGGCCCUGCGGAUCUGGAACCUCACCCUGCGUGACGAAGGGCGCUACCUCUGUGACUUCCAGUCCGACACCUACUUCAGUGAUGCCGCGUUGGAGCUCCGCCUGACGAGCUCUGGUUCGGAUCCCCUCCUCCACGUCGGUUUGUAUGAGGACAAGGGGGUCUCGGUCACAUGUCUAUCUGCAGGGUGGUACCCGGAGCCCAAUGUGCUCUGGAGAAACAGCCAUAAAAAAAUCCUGAGUCCAGAGUCCGAACAGAAACUGCAAAGUGACGACGGCUUAUUCAACGUCUCCAGCACCGUGGUGAUGACCGAGAGCUCGGAUCCAGCACUGACCUGCACCCUCAGCCCUGGCUCGCCCGACCCAGAGAAAGUAUCGGCCAUUUUCAUCUCCGACACUUUCUUCCCCAGAGUUUCCUCCUGGCGGGUCCCCCUCUUUGUAAUCCUGACGAUCUGUGUUUGUUUCCUCGCCUUGGCUGCCCUCUUCCUAUGGAGGAUUCACAAAAAGAAAGGUGCCAUCUACACAUUUCUAAAGGAAAGCCACGGCAGACCAAGUUGGAAAGAAGCAUUUCUCAAAGCCGCGGACGUGACCCUGGACCCAAAAACAGCUCACCCCAGUCUGGAGCUGUUUGCAGAGAGGAAGGGCCUAAGGAACACAGGUCCAAGACAAUCACUGCCUGAUGGCCCGGGGAGAUUCGACGUUUACUCCUGCGUGCUCGGCUCCGACGGCUACGAGUCAGGGACGCAUUACUGGGUCGUGGAGGUGGAUGGCACAGGGGGCUGGGCUCUGGGAAUCACCAGGGAGUCUGCCAGCAGGAAGGGACGGUUCAAUUUCAGCCCCAAGCAAGGCACGUGGGCCAUCCAGCUCUCCAGGGGCCAGUACCGGGAAGUCACUGUGGAAUGGAGCCCGCUGGACCCGCCCCAGAACCCUGGCAAGAUCAGAGUGUAUCUGGACUAUGAAGGAGGGGUUGUGUGCUUCUACGAUGCUGAUACCAUGGCCCCCCUCCAUGCCUUCACCUCCUCCUUUUCUGGGAAGAUCUACCCGUUCUUCUGGGUCUGGUCUGUAGGGACCUGCCUUAGACUGUGUCCCUGAGCCUUUCCCAGCCAGAUCUCUGCACAUGCAAACCUGUUGAUGCAACACACCAGCCGCCACAAUGGAUGGGGGGGAGGGAUGGAAGAGAUGCAUGUAUAGGUUGUUGGCCAUGUUUUAUUAGUGACGACCCCUUGCUGGAAGGCUGUUUUCACACUACGUAAAUGGAAAUAAACCUGUUCUUCAAAAAAGAAAAGCAAAUUCCAUCACACACAAAGGUAACAUCCCCCGCUGACAAAGUGGAAAUCGUCUGUGAUAUUUUUAUGACACCUAUACGUGUCUCAGUUUCCCCUACAUGCUGCAUUGUUACCCAGUGCGGGGGGGUGACGUUAUUGACAUAAACUGGGACCAUAUAGAUCAUUGUUGCAACCAAGGUCCUGUAGUGGCACCCAAAUCUUGUAUAAAGGGGGUCAAAUGGGGUGUCUAGGACAAGGUUAUGGUUUACUGGUUAUGAUUAUGCUGUCUAUAUGUGUAUAUCAGUUUUGUAGUCAAAGUUAUGAAUAUUGGCUCUAUACUGUCUGUAUGGCAAACUUAUGCUAUGCUUCUGGGUGAUAUCCCAGACAAGCUGAGAUUAGCUCUGCCUAGCCUGCUUGAGGGCCCAUUAAGGACCAUCAGCUAUACAAUGGACCCAUUGAGAGAAGGCAGAUACGCCUUGUACCUCAGCAAAGUAUGCAGGGACUGGCCCAUGUGACUCCAGACUCCAUUUUGCUGUAAUUUUCCACAGUAAGAACAAAGAGGUGUUCUUACACCUGGAAAAGACUAUAUAAGGCUGAUGCCUGAUCUCCAUCUUGUCUUCAAUCCUGCUUCUUACCUCUGGAGGAACUUGGCUACAAACCGAAGCUCUGAACAAAGGACUAAAUGACCCAUCCCAGCUGGGGAUGUAUUCCAGAGACUUGAUUUGAACCUGCAGUUUAUUCCAUCGCUGCUGCAAGCCUGAACCAAGAACUUUGCCGUUACUGUAUGUAAUUGAUUCCAUUUAACCAAUUCUAACUCUCAUUUCUAUCUUUUUCCUUUUAUGAAUAAACCUUUAAAUUUUA